This is a messenger RNA of Aspergillus homomorphus CBS 101889, 165 nucleotides long. RefSeq lists its product as uncharacterized. NCBI's taxonomy places the organism in Eukaryota, Fungi, Ascomycota, Eurotiomycetes, Eurotiales, Aspergillaceae. Bases 1 to 165 code for a protein of 54 amino acids. The transcript has 2 exons. The record is from RefSeq and is a predicted model, not a curated record.
AUGUUAUCUUAUGCAACGACUAUUGGUGCGGAUGAACAUACCGAUGUUAUUGAGAUAGUCAUUCCCAAGCUGGACGAGCGGGAGAUUGCCGAGUUCAAGGCUAAAGAAGAGGUGGAGCAGAGGGUGAUGCCUUCGUCAAAUGAGGAUUUGCAAAAUGGCGGCUAA